AUGCUCCUCCCCGCGCGCCGCCGACCCACCAGCGGCAUUCUUUCUGGUGUGCUAGGGGAAACAAACAACAAGAUGGUGGUGCGGGUCUUCGGGUAUGGGUCCCUGAUCUGGAACCCCGACUUUGAUUUCAAUGAGAAGAUCCUGAGAUUCAUCAAGGGCUACAAGCGAACGUUUAAUCUCGCUUGCAUUGACCAUAGAGGCGCGCCACAGAAUCCAUCCAGGACCUGCACCCCUGAAUCCGAAGAUGAAGAAAUAUGCGUAUUCAACGUGAGGAAUUUCAUACUUUUGGUGUGGUGCUAG
Molecule: messenger RNA, 300 nt
Organism: Triticum turgidum subsp. durum (durum wheat)
Lineage: Eukaryota; Viridiplantae; Streptophyta; Magnoliopsida; Poales; Poaceae
Source: the annotation of a GenBank genome assembly